AUGAGGAGAGGCGGCCUGACGUUGUUGCUCCUUGCGGUAUCGCCUCUGUGGCUUGCCGUGUGCACGGCAAGUUCGCCGCAUGGGAGCACAGCUGCGGAACCCGUCGUCAUCGGCGCGUCCCCAAUAGCGAACAAACCCGUCAAGGAUUGGUCGGUGCAAGAUGUUGCGUAUUGGAUGAACCACACGGUGGGGUAUGCGGAGUUCAGCGGGUAUGUGCGCAAGUACCUGGUGGACGGUCCAACUUUGCUGCAGCUGGAGCCGAGCGACUUUGAGGAGCACUUUCCAGUGGAGAAUGCGAUUCAGGUGGUGAAGCUGGCGGCGCACUUGAAGCUGCUAAAGGGGCUCUGCCUCUGUGCGACGGAGGACGACGCCGUCGUGGACUUCUGGUCCUACUUCCGGAGGGAGAAUUUUCGGGUCUGGGUUGUGGGAGGCACCGCCGUGUUCUUCCCUCGUCUGGCGAUGCUGUACACCUUUUUCUUUGACGACGCCCUGUACCGGCUGCUCGUCGGUGUACCGGUGCCACAGGCGAGCCUGCUCAGUGCCGCCGCGCAGGGCGCACUAAACACGUCGACGCGGACGGUCCCCUUUUCACGCACGCUGCUUUACCUACUCUCUUUCGCAGUGGCACCAGACCUCUUCGUGGCGUAUGAGGCGGCCUACCUCUGCCUGACGAACUACUUCACCAUGCCAGUCUUUGUGGUGCACUACCUCCUCCAGGCCUUAACCGAGUACACGCUUCUGUUCCAGUGGUGGAAGGGCAGCGCCUUCCUGGCGAAGAAGUCGCUUCUAGAGUUCUUGUGGGCGCGGUUCUCCUACACGCUGUUUCUGCCCCCCGCCCUGCUUCUCCUUUACGCCGUCGUGCCGUACCCGCUCCAGUCCCUCGCUGUGUACGUUGUGAUGGCGCACAACGUACUGGAGGCUAUCGGCUACUUCGGUGUCUUCUUUGAUUUCUCUCCGCCACCGAGUGACGCGGCGGGAGCCGGCGAAGAACACCACAGUCGGUGA
Messenger RNA from Trypanosoma conorhini, 1005 nucleotides. RefSeq lists its product as uncharacterized. The transcript has a single exon. Bases 1 to 1005 code for a protein of 334 amino acids. The record is from RefSeq and is a predicted model, not a curated record. Gene Ontology annotation, molecular function: protein binding. NCBI's taxonomy places the organism in Eukaryota, Euglenozoa, Kinetoplastea, Trypanosomatida, Trypanosomatidae.